Kwoniella shivajii is the source of this 1260-nucleotide messenger RNA. RefSeq lists its product as uncharacterized. Gene Ontology annotation, biological process: NADPH regeneration. Gene Ontology annotation, cellular component: cytoplasm. Gene Ontology annotation, molecular function: nucleotide binding; oxidoreductase activity. NCBI's taxonomy places the organism in Eukaryota, Fungi, Basidiomycota, Tremellomycetes, Tremellales, Cryptococcaceae. The record is from RefSeq and is a predicted model, not a curated record. The coding region runs from base 1 to 1260 and encodes 419 amino acids. The transcript is spliced from 15 exons.
AUGCCUGUCGAAAGCUUCCCCCCUAUCUCUGUCGGUCUUAUGGGUACCGGAGAGUAUACCACCGGUAUCACUCCUAGUGGUCAAUCCAAGUCAGACAAGAAAAUUGGUGUUGUCGGUAUCACUAUGUUUGACCUCAGACGAAGAGGAAAGGUUUCUGAUAUCGUUAUGGCUGGUACAAAUGGUGGAAAGUUCCCUGAAAUCCAACAACAUUUCCAAAAGAAUAUUGGAGAUGUCUACAAGGGACUUGAUCUCAGUUUCCGUGGUUUCCCAGAAGGCAAUCUUCGAAAUGCUGAAGCCUACAAGGAAGCUCUUCGAGCUCUUCCCAAAGGUUCGGCGGUCAUCAUCUUCACUCCUGACAGCACACAUUUCCCAAUUGCUUCAGAGGCUUUGAACCUUGGUCACCACGUAUUGGUCACCAAACCUGCCACUCAAAAACUCGAGGAUCACAUCAAAUUGAUUGAACUGGCAGAAGAGAAAGGGUUGGUAUGCUUCGUAGAACAUCACAAGCGAUUCGAUCCCGCUUACAACGAUGCUCGAGCACGAGCCCAAAAGCUCGGUGAAUUCAACUUCUACAACUCUUACAUGUCACAACCUAAGAUGCAACUUGAAACAUUCAGGUCAUGGGCAGGUAUCGACUCUGAUAUCUCCUACUACCUUAACUCUCACCACAUCGAUAUCCACUGUUGGAUGGUUGAAGGUCGAUAUAAACCCACCAAAGUAACCGCUUCUGCUUCCACCGGUAUCGCUACUUCUAUGGGCUGUGACCCUAGAACUGAAGAUACUAUCACCCUUCUUGUAGACUGGGAAAACAUUGAGACCCCUACUCAAAGAGGUACCGCUGUCUACACUGCUUCAUGGGCUGCCCCAUUGAAGGCUGGUGUUCACUCAGAACAAAGAUUCCAUUACAUGGCCGCAAAGGGUGAAGUCCGAGUAGACCAAGCUCACAGAGGAUACAGCAUUGUAGAAGACGAUAUUGGCAAACUUGAUUACAACCCCUUCUACGUCAAGUAUAGUCCCGAUGAAGAUGGUUUCUUUGACGGUCAAAAAGGUUACGGAUACGUCUCUUUGGAGAAAUUCAUUGAUGCCGCUCAAAAAGUUUCAGCUGGUAAAUCAAAAGCUUCCGACUAUGAAGGAAAGGGUCUUCCAACAGUCAGAGCAACUGUCCUCACAACGGCUAUCAUCCACGCUGGACGUAUCUCACUCGACGAAAAGCGAGCCGUAGGUAUCACCGAAGAAGGCGGUAAGCUCAGAUUGGUAUAA